GACGUUAUUUAUAAAAUAGAAGGGGUCGGAUGGUGGCGAGGGUUGUUUUUUAUUGUUCACCCAGCAAUAUUUUUUUCGUCGGCUGUGCUCUAUUACUUAGCUAUAUCCCAUUCAAAGAAUAAAUUUGUUUCGUCAUUGUUUGAGUGAAAAGUUGAUAAGUGGCUACUUCAAGAGUAAAACAAAAUGUUAUUGAAUAGAGGCAAAAAUUGAAGAAUAUAGUUUGUUUUUCGGACACUGAUAAUUGUUGUUGCGCAUAUAAAAUUUUCAAAGCUUGUAAUAAUCCAUCAACAUGAUUAAUUGGGAAAUGAGGUAUUUAAUUCUGAUGACAACAUAUGUGGUGGCAGCAUGGGCGAUGGACUCCGUUGUGACAACGGACACUCCGGCACCAGCAGGAGCUGCUGCUCAUGAAACGACUCAAGUAGACACCCCAGUAAAUACACGAAAUGCAGGCGAAGGUGACUUGACAGUGCUGUGUCCCAAUAUGGUACGUUAUGUUUUUGAGAGCGUCAUGCCACAUGAUGAAUUGAAUUCUGGCAUAUUUGAGAAAUAUCCUUCUGCGGAUGAUGCAAAUUCUGGAGGUGAAGUGGACUUGCGUACAUGCGUUGAAGCGUGCUGUGAAAAGGGCCGGAAUAACACUUGCAAUGUGGUCUUCAUGUUUAAGCACAAAUGCUAUCAUGUGCGGUGUGCCAGCAAUGAAGCCUGUUUGCCCAAGGAGCGUAGAUCUUUGCCCGGACGCAUACAAAUGGUUUUGGUCAACCCGGUUAGGGCCGAUGGUGAAAAAGAAAAAUUCUCAUGGUUAGAUUCGUUAAAGGCGUCAAAGGCUUUGAACGAGAUGUUGCCAUUUGAGGAAAGCGAGGGGAAUGAGAACAUAAAUUCGCUUAACUUUUGGAAACAACCACACAAAUUGCCAUACUAUUCUCGGAGUGGAGAAACGGUUGUGCCCAACAACUAUGAUGAGGAUGAUUUUCCCUUGGCCGAAAAGAGGGUGAAGCAAUUGUUAAUGUCAUCACCUUUGGAUGAAAGUGAAGGCAUAUUACCGGAGGAUUUGGCGUAUUAUCGUGCAAACUUAUCGCCUGAGUCAGCAGCCUUGACUAAGUUCUUAACUUGCAACUUGGAUUUGGGUUCCGAGGCAGGUGGUAAUAGAUGUCCUCCAAACGAAGAAUGCAUUUCGGUUGAUGUUAAUACAGGUAUUUGUAAAUGUGUUAGAGGUUUUGUGCGCAACCAUCUGCGUGUCUGUGUCCCAGACUCGAUAGACUACAGUUUGUUGGAUGAGUCGGGAGGAGCACACAAUAUAAUGAUGGCGUCGGCUUCAUCGAACGAGGCCACCACAGUACAGAAACCAGAAUCUGAACCAACACCCAAGACAGACGCGAAUAAAAAGUUAAUGGUCUCGGUUGUAUCGAAAGAAGUUCGUUUGCCCGAAAAAGAAGUAACAUUGGCUGCGUUUACUGUGCCCGACGAAGAGUCAAGCAGUACUAAAUACAAAUAUCUUUGGACACUAAUUAACCAGCCCAAAAGUCCUAUGAAUGGUACCAUAUCUGACCAAAGUCAGUCCAAAGUAAAGUUAUCGAAUUUAUCCGAAGGCCUGUAUACUUUUAAGGUGACUGUGACGGGCGAUAAUGGUACUUAUGGCGAAGCUAUGGCCAAUGUAACAGUUUUGCCUGAGAAACGCAUAAAUCGCGUACCUCAGGUCAUAAUCACCCCCAGCGAACAGACAAUUAGACAACCCACCACUAAUGCCAUUUUAGAUGGUAGUACAAGUACAGAUGAUGACCGGAUUGUAUUGUGGCAUUGGGAAGUUGUUUCUGGUCCAAUAGGAUAUCAACCAAAAUUACCCGAAGUCAAUACACUUCAAUUGACGGAUUUGACUUCUCCCGGAAACUACACAUUCAAAUUGACAGUUACCGAUACGGAUAAUGUGACCAAUUCUACGACAGCAAAUAUAACUGUUCUGAAGGGAACCGAUUAUCCACCUGUUGCAAAUGCCGGGGAUGCAGUCAUCCUGUAUUUGCCCAAUAAUAAUGUAACUCUGAACGGAACUGCCAGUUCCGAUGAUCAUGAAAUUGUGGCCUGGGAAUGGACCAAGGAUGCCAGUGAUGAAGCCAAAGCGGUAGACAUGCAAAAUACUAGGACUCCAUACGUACAGUUAUCCAACUUGGAAGAGGGCAUGUAUACAUUCGUGUUGAAAGUAACAGAUGGCAGUGGACAGUCAAGUACAGCAAAAGUUCAUGUUUUUGUAAAGCCACCAACAAAUUCACCUCCGGUUGCAGUUGCUGGCUCCAACAUGACAAUAAACUUACCAACCAACUGGGUACUAUUAAAUGGAUCUGGCUCGACAGAUGAUAUUGGCAUAAAAUCAUAUGAAUGGAAGGAAGUUUCUGGACCUAAUACAGCCUCUAUCUCGAAAUCAAAUGAAACAGUGGCAAAUGCAACUGGCUUGACUCUUGGUUUAUAUGAAUUCCAAUUGGCAGUAAUGGACGAAAGUAAUAACACGGCUACAGAUAGCAUUUGGGUUAAAGUGGUGCAAGAGAAAAAUUCACCACCUGUGGCCAACGCCGGAGGAGAUCAGAGCAUCACUCUGCCAGUGUCGGCAAUUUAUUUCAAUGGAUCUUCAUCUUCGGAUGACUUGGGUGUGGUGAAAUAUCAGUGGACCCGAGAAGAUGCUAGCUUAGCUGCCGGACAAAUUGUGGGAACGACUGAUAGUAGUCCCGUUAUGAUUCUCACCAAUCUGGUUUCUGGCCGUUAUGUUUUCAAACUAACUGUAAGCGAUGAACAAGGAUUAACAAGUUCAGAUACUGCCAGCGUUUUCGUUCACCCAGACCCAAUGCUUUUGAAUCUUAUCCAACUUACAUUGCCGAUGAAUAUCUCUAUGUUGACGCAUUCCUCUUUGAAUACUAUUGUGCAAAAAAUUGGGCUUCUCAUGGGCGAUAUGAAAGUGCAAGUUCGAGAUUUGCAACAUGAUUCUAGGACAAAUGCAGCCAUAUUGAUAUUUUAUGUUGAGUCUGAAAAAGCUGGAAAAGCUAUACCUGUUGACGGCUUGACCAUUGAACGUCUGCUAAAAGAAAAACUUCAACGCGAUGCCUCUAUAUUGGGUACAGUGUUUGCUGAUGUUCGUACUGUGGUCUGCCAGAAUCCAUGUUCGGGCCAUGGUGUUUGCAACUCGGAUACCCGUGCUUGUUUUUGUGAAGCUUUUUGGAUGCCUUCAUUUGGCUACUUCUGGGGAAUAGAGGAGGCCAAUUGCGAUUGGUCCGUACUUUACGUUUUUGUGGGUGUCAUAGUGACUUUACUGAUGCUUUCUGCUCUAUUUUGGGGCAUUGCUAUUGCCUGUCGUCAAACCAAGAAACCUCGUUCACGACCAAAAGUGCAAAAAUACUCCCUAAUUGGCACACAGGAUGAAGAAGCGCCCAGUUAUUCGCGAACAUCACUGACGGAUUCUGAGACUGAUUCGGAUGUUCUAUUUGAAUCGCGUUCAAAAUCAAAUGGAAUUUUGCGUUUGAAUGGCGUAUCCAAGAACAAGCAUAAUGGCCAUGAUCGCAGCAAAUACACAGGGAAACAUGGACGUAAAGUUAAGACGUAAAUAUAUAUUUCUAAACGACGUAAGCUAAGCAAACAAACAAACCAACUUUAUUAUUAUUAUGUUUAUGUGAUAGUUUUCUUAAAUAUUGCUUUUUCUUUAAGGGAACGUAUAUUGCCCGUAUGUAUGUAUAUGUAUGAAUGUAACGAUCUGUAUGUUCCUUGUCUUAAACUUAUGUAUUGUAUGUUCCUUUUGUGUUCAAAUUAAUUUAGUAUUAAUUUAAACAUACAUACCUUAUUAUGCUUAUUUUCAUAAAUACAUGUAAACAUAUAUAUUAUUUACGCACAACUUUAUGUAUCAUGUUAGAAGCGAAGAACACCAUUCCACUUUUAAUUGUAACACAGACUUUCAUGUUUUGUUAUUGAUUUAGAACUACGCUUCAAUAGAUGAAUAUUGAAACAGCUUUCUCCAGAAGAAAACAAUUCCGACUCAACAUGCCAUUUCAACAUUGUCCUUGUUGUUAUUUUACAGUAUUUUAAACUACUUCAAAGUUUUCGACAACAAUUGCUAAUUUAUUAUGUUUAAAUAUUCAUUCCAUUUAAGUGCAAUAUUAAAGCUAUUCCAGUUCAGUAGUUUUAUUGCAUAUGUAAGUCUGAUAAUUAUUGCCCAUGACCAUCAAUUUAUGUAGUUCUACUUUUGUCCAUUUUCACUUUCAUUCCAAAUGUGCUCCAACACAUUUAAUCACUUUAAAAUAAAUUUUAAAAACGUAAUAUUCUGCUUAUUCCCGUAGAAAGUAUACCGCACUCAAUCACCAUUUAACAAACCCAUAACAGAAAGAUACAAAAUGUAACUAGUCAAUGGAUUUAUAGUGGUACGCAAUGGGAUGUUUUAAGCUCUAGUGUGUGUGAGUUUUGUGGACUUCUGCAAAUUGAGAACGUAAAAUACAAAAUAUUUAAAAAUAAAUAGUAUUGGGAAUUUCUAGAAAUUUUUCGGUCACAAAAAUUAAAAAAGAACAAACAAUAUUUUAUGUAUGUACCUUCUGAAUAUAACUAAACAUUUAAUAUAUAUUUAUUUAUUUUUUUAACUCAUACCACCCAUUCGCACUUACAUUUAUUUUGAAUUGUACUUAUGUAGUAGACUUUAAGAAAAAAUCUAACAUAUGUAUGUAUUAUUACUAUAACUGUGUAAAAAAUGAAUAAUAAAAUACAUGCUUAAUAAAAUAACAACGAUAA
Musca domestica (house fly) is the source of this 4746-nucleotide messenger RNA. Its product is annotated as dyslexia-associated protein KIAA0319-like protein. The record is from RefSeq and is a predicted model, not a curated record. The transcript has 7 exons. Lineage: Eukaryota; Metazoa; Arthropoda; Insecta; Diptera; Muscidae. Gene Ontology annotation, cellular component: cytoplasmic vesicle; plasma membrane. Bases 290 to 3577 code for a protein of 1095 amino acids.